Molecule: messenger RNA, 735 nt
Organism: Caenorhabditis briggsae
Lineage: Eukaryota; Metazoa; Nematoda; Chromadorea; Rhabditida; Rhabditidae
Exons: 7
Coding region: 1-735 (244 amino acids)
Source: RefSeq, a predicted model, not a curated record
AUGGGAGACUUCCAAGUCGACUUUGCGCAAACCCUUUUUAUGUGUAUUUUGUACAUUUCUAUAGGAACCAUUUCCAUAAUCUGCAGUUUAACAACCAUCACUUUAUAUUUAACGAGUCGAGAUUUAAGGAGAAAAUAUAUUCUUUAUCUGGUCCUUGAUAUGUGUGAACUUCUUGAUGCGAUCAGCUAUGUGUUAUUGGGUACUGGGCGGGGUCAUCAGUUGUUGACUGGAGUGAUGGCUGUACCCAUUACAGUCCGAGCUUGCUUCUUCACAAAAUAUUGGCCCCAAUCGCUUAUCCUUGGAACUCAACUUCCAUCGAUUUGCACAAUGUUUUUAUCUUUCGAAAGAAUUAUGGCUGUCAGCAAACCAGCAGUUUAUAAAAGAAUGUGUACUCAAAAUUUUAAAUACAUCUUAUGCGGAAUGGUUCCGGUGUGGGGAGUUUUAACACUGUUGGCUGCCGGAGCAUCUGUGAUCGGAGUGGAUGGGGAUAGAGUGGUUGGUACGAGACAUUGUGCAAUUAUUACGAGUACCAGUAGGUGGUACGCCACAUUUCACUUCACAUUCAUCGUCCUUGCCUACGUCAUCGCCUUCUUCUCCACCCUCAUCGUAUGGGCGACUCGCAGGGUAAUGACGACAUUAACAAAAAGCAAAUACGGAUCUCAAGAUGAUAAACUUGGGAUGAUUUUGGCCAUGUCCGGAACAUCAAUAAUUCUUCUUGCUUCUCAGCAGUUGUGA